Messenger RNA from Polypterus senegalus (gray bichir), 2053 nucleotides. It is a transcript of the gene depdc7a, whose product is annotated as DEP domain containing 7, paralog a. The transcript has 9 exons. The record is from RefSeq and is a predicted model, not a curated record. Gene Ontology annotation, biological process: intracellular signal transduction. The coding region runs from base 363 to 1955 and encodes 530 amino acids. NCBI's taxonomy places the organism in Eukaryota, Metazoa, Chordata, Cladistia, Polypteriformes, Polypteridae.
UACAUUUUGUUUUGUCGUUUUCUUUUCCUAAAAUCUGUUCUUAGGAUUGAUUGUACUGCCAACAGAAGAAUUGUGCUGAAUACCAGAAGACAUUGUGCGCAAAUGCAGUCGCACGUGUGCUGCUAGUUUUAUCUCUCGGACGGAGUGGGCUGCAGCAUUAAUUAAUGGUGUAAUGAGUUGUUUGAGCAUGCGGUGCGUCUUGUCGGCGCCCGUCAGAAGUAGCGAACUUUAAAGGAUCAGGUAGCGCGCACCUGCGGAGCGCAAUAAAAGGAGAUCGUGUCGGUCAACUUACGUCACUGCUGGAACGCCCCAGGGAUUCCCGGGAAGGCUUCGACUCGCUCAUUUCUAGUUACUGUACAUUCAUGGCCACGGUGCGGGAGAAAGCGGCUGCUUUGAAUCUAACCGGGAUUGUUUACAGCCCGAUGCACCGUCCCCCAACUGACUCUGCCAUGGCUCACAAGCCUUUCAGGGCAACAUUUAUCUGGAGUAGCAUCAUCAGUACCCUUCAGUCUCAAGUGGAGGUUAAAAGGAGGCGCCACAACUUGAAAUAUCACAAUGACUGCUUUCUUGGCUCUGAUGCAGUUGAUGUGAUCCUGGCACAUCUUGUACAGAACAAGCUCUUUGGAGAUAUGGAGAUUCCUAGAGCAAAAGUGGCACGUGUGUGCCAGGCUCUUAUGGACUACAAAGUGUUUGAGGCAGUGGAUACAAAGGUUUUUGGAAAAGACAAAAAACGGUCUAUGUUUGAGGACAGCAGUUGUAGCUUAUACCGGUUUCUAAAUGGAUACAAUCCACCAGGGACCCCUUUAACAAAUGGAAGUGACUCUCCAAGCUACCAGAGGAAUGUUUUAAACCGAACAUGUCGAAGGCAAGAAGAAUCUGUACAUUCGUCAUCCACCCCUGUCAAAUCUGACCAGUCUUUGGAGGAUCUCCUAGGCAAUUUGAAUCUAAAUGCAGUAGACAGCUCAGCGUUGAACUCUUUACCUCUUGUCCAAGAUGUUUGGCGAGAGCAGACCAUCCUGCGUCUUUUACAGUUGGUGGAUCUUCCUGUGCUUGAUACGCUGCUAGAAGAAAAAGGAAGAGGCCUGCAGAUGAGAAAUGCACAGAGUGAACCUAACUUGGUCUGUAGAAGCAAUUACUUGGACCGGGAAAUCCUUAAAGCAUUUGGUGAAUCUCAUGCUGAUGACUGGCUGUCUGCUUCAAUUGACUGUCUAGAGUACCUGCCAGACCAGGCAGUUGUUGAAGUUAGCAGAACCCUUCCUGCAUGUCCUGAAGAAAUGGAAAAGUGCAAAAGACUUCUUUUUAAUGCAAUUGUUCAAUAUUACAACCAAAACAGAGAUCCACUUCUGACAAAUCAUUAUUUUGAUAUCCAUACUGGAAUUGCAGAGCUGCUGGUAAAUGGCAAGUCUGAGCAGGCAUUAGAAGCUCUACAACUAUGCUUAAAGUUGCUGGACUCUCAGAACAGAGAAGAGUUUAGAAGACUGCUGUGUUUCAUGGCGGUUGCUGCAGAUCCUGCUGAAUUGCGACUUGAAAAAGAGAUUGAAAAUAGGAUGGCAGUUAAAAGAGCCUUUUCAAAGGCAAUUGUUAAACACAAAAGCCUUGCCAAGGGAAAGGUAGAUCUUCUAGUACUGUUCCUGUUGGACAACCAAAAGGAUGUAUUUAAGAUUCCAGGAUCUUUGCAUAAGCUUGUCAGUGAUAAACUUUCAUUUAUUCAGCAUGGUCAGGACCCUGAUGUGUGCACAGGUUACACUUUCUGCCAAAGACUUUCUGGUCAGGAAUACUAUGGCAGUACUAGGAAAUCUACAAAUGAUGAACUCUGGAAGCUACUUCGCACAAUCCAUGAAAACCCAAAGAUCUCCCCCAAAGAAAAGAAACGGUUACUAGGACAAUUUUACAAAAGCCAUCCAGACACUUUCAUUCAAUAUUUUGGGGACCGGAUUUCGACAGUGUAUACGUGAACUCUUAAUGUGUGUGGGUUUUUUUUUUAGGUCUUGUACAUAUGUAAAGUUUUUUUUGUAUUGUGAAUAAUAAAUUUAUUUGGAAGAAUCUUCAGAUA